Aspergillus mulundensis is the source of this 861-nucleotide messenger RNA. RefSeq lists its product as uncharacterized. The transcript has 4 exons. The coding region runs from base 1 to 861 and encodes 286 amino acids. Gene Ontology annotation, molecular function: oxidoreductase activity. The record is from RefSeq and is a predicted model, not a curated record. Gene Ontology annotation, cellular component: cytosol. NCBI's taxonomy places the organism in Eukaryota, Fungi, Ascomycota, Eurotiomycetes, Eurotiales, Aspergillaceae.
AUGCAACCGCCUCUCCCAUCCCUCACGAAGACAUGGCACAACGACACCUACGCUGCCAUUUCCCCCACACGUCCUGAGCUCAGUGCCGCUGGAAAGACAGUGAUCAUAACUGGUGGUGGCAGCGGCAUCGGCCGCGCAACAGCCCACUCAUUUGCCCGCGCCGGCGCAAAGAGAAUAAUCCUACUAGGCCGGACAGAGUCAAAGCUGCGCGAGACCGAGCAACAGCUGUCGUCUGUCGCCUCUGAGGUGGCGGUGGAAGUAUACCCGACCAGCGUGACAGACGAGACCACCCUCCGAACCAUCGCAAAGCAAGUGGGAACAUGGGACAUCCUCAUCCUGGGCGCUGGGUACGCUCCUGCCCCGGUAAACAUCCAGGAUGCAGAUGUCGAUGAGUGGUGGGGUGUCUUCGAGGCGCGCCCGAUGGUGACAUCCAAGUCAUUCCUCCCUACCGCAAACCACAAGCAUUCCGCCAUAAUCUCGCUCACGAGCGGACCCCUUGUCCUCCCGCCCGCCGCAAUGCCCGGCCUCUCCUCGUACUUUGCGUCGAAGCUAGCCGGUAUCAAAGUCCUUGAGUUUAUCGGCGCUUCGAACCCGAAUGUCUUCACGGCGAGUCUGCAUCCUGGCUGCGUGGAGACGGAGAAUUUCCAUAGGUCUGGAGCGACAAGAGAGACGGUUCCUGUUGAUACGCCGGAGCUCUCCGCAGACUUCACUGUCUGGCUCGCGAGUCGCGAGGCAUCAUUCCUGAAUGGGCGCCAGGUGUGGGUGAAUUGGGAUGUGGAGGAGCUGAAGGGGAAAACGGAGGAGAUUCAGUCCGGACUGCUGCUGACGGCGGGUGUUUACGGGUGGCCGUAUGCGCCAUAA